AUGAGUAGCGACAAAUUGACUAUCUACUUUCCAUUCUUUGACUAUACUACUGAGCUAUCAAAAACAAAGGAUGUUAUAACUUAUCUUAUCUUCAAGCUCUACAAUAUACUCUUUAAUCAUUUAGAACAGGCAAAAAAGCAGCUCAAACCUUUAGAUGCUGGUUAUAACAAACUUCGUAUUCAUUAUGCACAGACAGACCAUAUACGAGGGCAUAUCUUUGCUGUUAGCACAAUGCUAACCCGUCUCUUAGAUAACCAAUCUACUCCUAAUCCUCAGACUCAGCCUACAUCUACUUUACGGCUAAGUAAGAUGUUGAGUGGUAAUCAAAGAGCCACAAAGCCUACAGACGACGAAGUAAGCCAGUAUCUAGACGGUGAUCUAAUUAAGAUUAAGCCACUACAAUACUGGCGUAAGAAUCAAUCCCGUUUUCCUGCGAUCAUACAGCUUACUCGAGAUAUACUCUCUAUUCCAGCAACCGGUGUAGGUGUUAAACGGCUUUUUAAUACUGCGCGUAAUAUCUGUCAUUACCGACGUGGCCAAGCAGAAACAAAGGAGCUAGAGCAGUACUUUUCCCUACAGGAGAUUAAGGCAUAUCCAGAGGAGGUUGAGGUUGAGAUAGAUAGUAUUAGUGAUCAUAAGGAGGAAGAUAUAGUAGAUCCUAAGGAGAGAGAGGAAAUACCUAGCUUAGAUAGUUAUAAUCAUAAGGAGCUACAGCCAACACAGUCUCUACUGCUAUUGCAACCUCGUCACUCAGGACGAAAGCAAAAGGCUCGGACUAAUGAUAUCUUUAAGGUUUACUAG
This is a messenger RNA of Penicillium cosmopolitanum, 801 nucleotides long. RefSeq lists its product as uncharacterized. The record is from RefSeq and is a predicted model, not a curated record. Lineage: Eukaryota; Fungi; Ascomycota; Eurotiomycetes; Eurotiales; Aspergillaceae. The transcript is spliced from 7 exons. Gene Ontology annotation, molecular function: protein dimerization activity. The coding region runs from base 1 to 801 and encodes 266 amino acids.